Molecule: messenger RNA, 2163 nt
Organism: Closterium sp. NIES-67
Lineage: Eukaryota; Viridiplantae; Streptophyta; Zygnematophyceae; Desmidiales; Closteriaceae
Source: the annotation of a GenBank genome assembly
CCUACUGCCUUCGGUCUGUCCUUACCACAGCAAACCGAGCUUCUAAGAUCGUCUCGACCAAGAAACUCGUUAACCGGCUGAGGCUGUCGCGAUGGGAGGGCACGGCGGGUUGAAUAUUCUGCCGCAGAAGCGGUGGAACGUGUAUAACUACGAGAACCGGGAGAAGGUGCGCAAGGACGAGGCGGAGCAGUCUGCGCGCGAGCAGGCGCUGGCGGAAGAGCAGCGCCUCCGCGACAGCGAGUUGCGCCUUCAAACGCUCCGCGCUCGCUCGCGCCAGCAGCAACUCCCCCUUCCCCAGCAGCAGGAGCAGGGGCGUUUAACGUCCCCCCAGGACCAGGCGGAACCGUCGGCGGAAGUUGCGGCCGACGCCGUCUCACGCGCUUUAAGUUCACGCGAUUCGGUGCAGCAAGCGGACGUGCUUAAAUCGGGUCACAUAAACCUCUUCGAAGGGCUGGACUCGGCUGAUUUCUCCGCGUUAGCGUGUGGCACAGCGGGCGCGCAGGCGACUGACGCGGUGAAGCCCGGGCGAGCGCAGGAGCUGUGGGAGAAGGAGCACAAGGCGGGGGAGGAGGAGAGGCAUAGACUGGGGUACGGAGCGGUGGGGAAGGGUGGGCAGCAGCCCUGGUACGCGCGAGCGGGUGACUUGACGGUGGGGAAGGGGGAGGGAGGAGCGGGGAAGAAUGGGGGGGAUGAAGGAAAGGGGGCAACUGGGAAGAGGAGAUUCGUGGAAGCAGUGGAGGCGAAAACGAAGUCACGAGGAGUGAAGAGGGUUGCGCUUGGAGAAGGCACUCGGCCACACAUUGCCCCUGCAGCCGCAGCAGCAGCCAACAACGACGAUGAUGAUCGUGAUGAGGACGUUCCCAGUGCAAGGCACAAGAAGAGGAGGAAGCAGAAGCGCCGACGGGGCCGGUCUCCCUCACCGCACUCGUCCCCCACAUCGUCAUCAAGCAGCGACGGUCACAAGGACACACGGCACCAUCGGGGCAGAAAACACACAAGGGACAUCAGGUUGGGCAGAUUGGCCAGGUCUCCGUCUCUCGACUCCCCUUCCUCCACAUCAGUUCCAAGCAGUGGUGCUGAUAAGCACGCUCUCAGUCCAAGGCACAAGAAGAAGAGGAAGCACAAAAGGGGCAGGUCCCCUUCCCCUGACUCGUCCCCCACAUGGUCGUCAAGCAGCGAUGGCCACAACGACAGACGCCACGAUCGUCCCAGAAAGCGCAUAAGGAGCAUCAGGUCCCCUUCCCCAGACUCGUCCUCCACAUCAGUAUCAAGCAGCGACGACGAUGAUAACCGCCACCGCCACCGCCGCCACUCAAGGAAACAGCGUCAUAAGAAGCACCCGAAAGAACAGUCCUCUUCUUCUGAUGGCUCCUCCUCUCAGGAUGUGUCUUUGUCCUCAGACAGCAGCGACAGUGAUAGCCCAAUCGGGGAGCAGCGGGGAAGCAGGCGUAGGCACAGAGGCGGGGAUUGGUCCAAGGGGAGGGGUGGAGGCAGACGCAAAGAGCACGGCGUGAGGAAGAGUCAUGGGAAGGAGACCAGGGGGGAGUUGGACGAAGGCAGGAGGAGAAUGGCUGGGAGAGGAGAGAUGGGAGAGAGAGGUAAGGAGGAGGGGGCGAGAUCCCGUGGUGAAGGCACGAGAGGAGCUGGGAAGAGGAGCAUAGAGGCGCUGAGAGCAGAGAGAGUUGCACGGGAGGCUAAGGAGAGGGAGAGGGCGCAGGUGCUGUUGCUGCAGCACCACCAGACGACUGGGGGGAGAGCAGGAGGGGGCCUGCUUGGCCCUGGAGCAGCAGGGGUUGGGGGGGGUGCGUCAGGGGUGAGGGAGCUGGGAUGUGGGGUUGAAGGGAGGGAUGGUGGGUUGUUUGGGGGCAUUGUGAUGCACGGGCCUGAAGCAGGGCAGAGGAGAAAGCAAGCUCGGUAUAAUUCUGGGUUUGGUUAUGGUCGGUGAACUUGCUUCAGAAAAACGUGGGUCGUCUUGUGUCCCGUCUGCUUGGCGAGCUUGCCAUAGCUGGUGUUUUUCCACGAAGUAUUGAAAAAAAUUAGGGUGUCCAUUGCCGAGUAGCUUAUCAAAAGCCACUGGAGGCAGGUUGGUUGUGAUUUACUGUACGGUAUCUGAACUAGGCACUGAUACUUGGUGAUGCUGCCAAGCAGAAAACAACCUGUUAC